AUGGCCACCGCCAACGUUUCGGCUGCCGCGGUGCCAGGAGGCGGUCCCGUAGCGAUGGAUGCUACGACCUCAGGGGCUUCCCGUGAAGCUAGGAUCGCAACUCACUCGCACAUCAAAGGUCUUGGUCUCAGUGAUGAUGGCAACGCAAUGCCAAGCGCGCAAGGCUUUGUCGGGCAAAAGGCAGCACGAGAGGCUUGCGGUCUUGUUCUCGACCUGAUCCGCAUGAAGAAGUUCGCAGGAAAGGCUCUGCUUCUUGCCGGAGGUCCUGGUACCGGUAAGACUGCUCUUGCUCUUGCGGUGUCGCAGGAGCUUGGCCACAAAGUGCCGUUCUGCCCCAUGGUCGGAUCAGAAGUCUACAGCUCCGAAGUCAAGAAGACCGAAGUCUUGAUGGAGAACUUCCGCAGAGCCAUCGGCUUGCGAGUGCGCGAAACAAAGGAGGUCUACGAAGGAGAGAUCACAGAGCUCACACCAACCGAAGCAGAGAACCCGCUUUCCGGUUACGGCAAGACCAUCGCUCACGUAGUUAUCGCGCUCAAAACCGUCAAGGGAACUAAGCAGCUGCGACUGGACCCAAGCAUUUACGAGAGCAUCAUGAAGGAGCGCAUCAGCGUCGGCGACGUCAUCUACAUUGAAGCAAACACUGGCGCUGUUAAGCGCGUUGGACGCAGCGACGCCUACGCAACCGAAUUCGACCUGGAAGCCGAGGAGUAUGUCCCAUUGCCAAAAGGAGAGGUGCACAAGCGCAAGGAGGUGGUGCAAGACGUGACCCUGCAUGACCUCGACAUGGCCAAUGCUAAACCUCAGGGAGGUCAGGACAUCAUGAGCGUCGUUGGCCAGCUUGUCAAGGGACGAAGGACGGAAGUGACUGACAAGCUCAGAGGCGAGAUCAACAGGGUCGUUGACAAGUACAUCGAGCAGGGUAUUGCCGAGCUUGUUCCUGGUGUCCUGUUCAUUGAUGAGGUACACAUGCUCGACAUGGAAUGCUUCACCUAUCUCAAUCGAGCCCUCGAAUCGACCAUCAGCCCUCACGUGAUCCUUGCAACCAACCGUGGGCAGUGCAUGGUCCGUGGUACCGAGUACGAGGGUGCCGCAUCCGGCACUGGCAUUGUUGCUCCUCACGGCAUUCCAUUGGAUCUCCUCGACCGAUGCAUGAUCGUGCGCACAAUGCCCUACGAGAAGGACGAGAUCAGGGAAGUCUUGCGUCUGCGAACCAAAGUCGAAGGGCAUCUGAUCGCAGAAGAUGCUCUCGAGAAGUUGACAGAAGAAGGCGUCCAAAGCUCGCUCAGAUUUGCUCUCCAAUUGCUGAGCCCCUCGUCGAUUCUUGCCAAGACUGCUGGCCGAUCCGAGAUCACCACAAAGGAUGUUGCAGAGGCCAACGAGUUGUUCAUGGACGCACGACGAUCCGCCAAGGUUCUCAUGUCGCUCGGACAGGCGAGUCAAGGCGUACCGAUGGAGACUUGGUGA
Molecule: messenger RNA, 1464 nt
Organism: Ustilago hordei
Lineage: Eukaryota; Fungi; Basidiomycota; Ustilaginomycetes; Ustilaginales; Ustilaginaceae
Product: putative RVB1 - RUVB-like protein
Exons: 3
Coding region: 1-1464 (487 amino acids)
Biological process (GO): regulation of transcription by RNA polymerase II; box C/D snoRNP assembly; chromatin remodeling
Cellular component (GO): Ino80 complex; NuA4 histone acetyltransferase complex; Swr1 complex
Molecular function (GO): ATP binding; DNA helicase activity; ATP hydrolysis activity
Source: RefSeq, a predicted model, not a curated record